AUGAUAGUUAAUAAAAUAAAAUUUAACAUUUCUUUCCACACUAAAAUUGUAAAAGAAGAAGAGGUUGAAGAAAAUAAAGGAUUGAAAAGCUUUUCUUUAGAUUUUCUAGCAGAUGCUUUAGGAACAGCAUUUAAAAAUAUAGAUGAAGCUCCAGUAAAACUUUAAGGUUUCAAAAUUGAAGAAUAAUUUGGGACAACAUCAAAUAUAAUUCAUAAAAUAAAGGAACAUUAUCAAAAGAGAAUUAUUUCUACAUUAUUUAUGUUGCUAGGUUCUGUAGAAAUAAUAGGAAACCCAAUAAAUUUAUUUAGAAAAAUUAAAAUAGGAAUCGAAGAUUUUUACAUGAAACCCCUUGAAGGUCUAUAAAAUGAAGGUCUUUUAGGUUUAGGAGUAGGAAUGAUGGAAGGAACAGGUUCUUUAAUGAAGAAUACAAUUGCAGGUGCAUGUUAUUCAGUAAAUAAAUUUAGUGGAAGUUUAGCAUCAUGUUUAACUAUAAUAUCUAGCGAUUAUGAUUAUAUUUAAUAAAGAAAAAAAUUCAUGCUUAAUAAACCAUAAAAAUUAUCAUAAGGACUAAAAUAAGCUGGAUAAUCAAUUUAUUAAAGUUUAGAUAGUGGAUUAACAGGUAUUGUAGUUCAUCCUUAUUAAGGAGGCUAAAAAAACGGCCUUACUGGAUUUAUAAAAGGAGCUUUCAAAGGAGUUUCUGGAAUUCUUACUAAACCAUUGUCAGGAGCAUUAGAUGCUACAGCAAAAGCUGCAGAAGGUUUAACUAGUAUUUUUGCUGUUUAUGAUGACAGGUCAAGGGAUACUAGGAUGAGAAUGCCUAGAAUAAUGUAUGAAAAUGAAAAAGAUAUAAAACACAAAUAUAUUAAAUUUAAAAGAAAGUAAAUAGAGAAUUUUAAAAUUGUAGAAAGGUUAAAAUAUUUGUAAGAUUUAAUUGAAUGA
Messenger RNA from Ichthyophthirius multifiliis, 939 nucleotides. Its product is annotated as PH domain protein. NCBI's taxonomy places the organism in Eukaryota, Ciliophora, Oligohymenophorea, Hymenostomatida. Gene Ontology annotation, biological process: protein retention in Golgi apparatus; protein targeting to vacuole. The record is from RefSeq and is a predicted model, not a curated record. Gene Ontology annotation, cellular component: extrinsic component of membrane. The transcript is spliced from 3 exons.